This is a messenger RNA of Bactrocera neohumeralis, 2295 nucleotides long. RefSeq lists its product as uncharacterized. Bases 194 to 1861 code for a protein of 555 amino acids. Lineage: Eukaryota; Metazoa; Arthropoda; Insecta; Diptera; Tephritidae. The record is from RefSeq and is a predicted model, not a curated record. The transcript is spliced from 6 exons.
GCUGCCGUGCCCGGUGCUCGCCAUAUCGCCAUAGACAUCAAACGGGUAUAGACGAACCAAAGCUUGUGCAGUGCAAACGGUACUCAGUUCUAAAACUAAAAACACUAACUGCUGAACAGUUCAUAGUAUAUAAUAUAAACAACGUUUGUGUGGCUGUGUUUGUAAAGUGUUGACAAAUAAGAAAUCACAAACCAUGAAGUUCCUCAUCGGAUUACUUGUUGCAUCUCUAGCUGUGGGCGGUGUGCUGUGUCUACCGGCCGGUUCACCAAGCGAUGAUGCUGAGGUGAUUAAUGUGCCGCGUCGUCAUUCAACUGACGACUCGGAUGAAAGCUCAGCCGGUGAACCUGAUUUCAAAGAUUUCAGGGGCGUCAUCGAUACUGGUGUGGGCUAUCCGUUCCUGCAGCCACAUCCGUUGCCGUUCUCAUUCAAUUUGGGCUUCUUCGAUGCUUUUGAAGAUAUUUUCCGUCGCCUGAGCAGCCAAAUUUGGUCAUCAACCGACGAGUUGGGCGCCUUCGACACCUCGAAAGGCAACACAACUUCAACUGUGAAGGUUGUCGAUGGUCAUAAGAUCGAAGUAAACGAAACCGUUUACGGCGAUGCUGAUAAUCUCUACAAGGUGCGUUUGGUCAACAUUCGUCCGCUCGAGUCGGGUGAAGACGUUGCCGAAACACCCAACGCCAAGGCCGGAAAUCCUGUAACAUCCGCACCAAACAAAAAGAAUGACGAAAGCGAAUCGGAUGAACGUCGCGAACCGUUGGAGAAGAACUCAUAUGAGAAUGAGAUCAAACACAACAUCGACGAUCCCGAGGUAAAACCACUAGCGCAACUCAUACAAGACACAAUGUUGCCAAUAACAAAUGAGGACAAUGCCGCCAACUUAAAUGCUGCAUUUGUUACAGACAAUAGUCUUGAAGUGGCAGCGAGCGAAGGAAGCGUUGAACAGAGUUCGGAAGAAGAAAUCGCCGAGGUAGUUGAAAUAGACGGAAAUAUCGAAGCGGAAACCAAUAAGUCUGUUAACAACAGCGAGAUAAAAGCCGGCAUGGAAAACCUCGAAAAUACUACAACUGCUGUGGAGGAGCUAACAACAACAGCAGCAACACCAACGACACAGGAUGCUGUUGAGGACGAAGCGCUUACAAUUGAAAAUAAUGAGGAAACGGCAGCGAAUAACAGCCCAAAUGAGUCAUCAAAUACUGAUGAUGAUGCCGCAGCAGCAGAAGCAGCAGCAACUGAAGCCGUAGCAACCGAUGAUGAUGCAACUAACGUUGAAGAGGACGCCGCCGCCAACGAGUCAACCACUGAGACUGCGGAUGAUUUGCGUGCUGAAUUGGAUGAGGAAAAUAUUAACGAAACAGCUAGUGGUGAAACAGCCGGAAUCGAUGAAGUAACUGAGCUGGCGAAAUCUGUUGAUGAUUCGGCUGAGUGGUUGGGUGAAGAUGCUGGUGUGGCUGCGCAGUCUGACGCUGGCAUUGAUGAAGUUGACAACGAACCAAAUGAGAAACGUUACGCAAAUUAUGCAAACAACAAGAAUCGUGAAGAUCUCUCAUCAUCCGAUGACGAAGCGGAGGGCGACGAAGUGGAGAUGAAUCCCGGUUUCGACUCGGAGUGGGGUGACUUGAAGGCAGAUCUGGCGCGCGCUUCCAAUGAACAAAAUGAUUUGAGCAACGACAUUGAUGCCUAUGAUGCGGUGCCAGUGGAUUUGUCCAAUGACAUUGCCGUCAAUGACUUAGCGGCGCAGAAUCCCGAUUUCGCCAUAAAUCCCGAUGCUGAAGUGUUCGAUGUGAAUGCUUUGAAAACACUCGGCGCAGUGCCGAUGUUUGAAAAACUGACCAUUUCGGAGCCUGCCAGCCCUGCCAAAUAGGAAGUGUGCGUCUUGAGUAGCAAUCUAAAAUUAGUGUUAAACAUAUCUAGUGCCAAACUCCCAGCAGUAAGUAGGCUGUUGUGAAAAUUUGCGAGAUUUUUAGGUUAAGUUUAAAGCUUUAGCAAACUAUUUACGAAAUUUGUGUAAGACUUCCCGCUGUUAAUAUGCCGCAAUGCACUCGUGUGCUAUGUGGUUCACCGCAGCGCUCGGGUAAUAUGAGUCAUGCUCCAAGAUUUCUACGCAGAUCUAAAUAUAUUGUAUUUUAUUGAUAUUUAAUUAAGUAAAAAUGUGCGUUAGUGCAGUCAAAGCUUUAUGAGAGUAUAUAUGUAAGCAUUAUUUAGUAUUCGGCGUAAUUAUUUUUAUGAAUUCUGAUGAAAUAUGUAUUUACAAGUCUUGCAAAAUGCCUUAAUAUAAUACUCAUCACCUGUUGCAUA